AUGUCACCCCCCACCCCAAGUGAGGCACGAAGGGACACUCGGUUCUCAACGUGGCCUUUCUGCAAAUACGACGCCCAGCCCGAGAUUUGUCACGCAUGUGGGCAAAGCCUGAUUGCUGGCGUGGGAGUGGCGGAUGUUUUGGGUCUAAAAGCUGCUUUGGAGGGACAAAUGCAACUUUCACUGCUGGUCACGGUCAGCACAGUGGAUACGGCCCUCGUCAUCAGCGUGCACUCACGAGCCCAACAUCACACCCGCAUACGCAGACUUGGAGUACUUUCUGCGCGCCGGCAUCAUGCAGCACCAUCGGGUUUUCGGCUGCUGCCAUGGCGACCGGUUGCCAACUUCAUCAGACUUUGGCAACGUGUCGUCUAUGGCUCAGACAUGUUUAAUCCCACGGAGGAAUACGCCAACGCAGCAGGCGCUGAAGAAGCCCAGAUGUACAGCCUAAGGGGGGCCGAGGCUGUGGCCAUGACAGCUGCACAUGUCGUGUGCGACCCACAUCUGACGAGCCAAGUCAAAGAACACUUUGCUGUGGCCAAACUGAAGCAAGACAACUGACGAGAACCCACACCCACCUUAUAACACGGAAAGCGUAACGAGCAGAAUAACGUUAUGCCACAGUGGAUGUCUGCAAGGAUGUACAGUAGUUCACCAUCAAAUAUUCCUGAUAUCGUGAUAUUCUCCAACAUGCAAGCACAACUGCUGAAUGCAGUUACAUGCGACCAAGAGGGUCCGGUCCAGUUCGUCUGGGAACUUCAGGUCUCCAGCUUGUGACCCCGCGACCGAGCCAGCUUCCCGGCGGCAGCCACCAGACAAACGCAGAUGAAGAACACAAGCACAGUAUCCGCCCGCAUGGCUCACAUUCCCCGGAGGAUGGACCUCUCGCUCUCUCUCUCCC
Syngnathoides biaculeatus (alligator pipefish) is the source of this 898-nucleotide messenger RNA. RefSeq names its product xaa-Arg dipeptidase-like. NCBI's taxonomy places the organism in Eukaryota, Metazoa, Chordata, Actinopteri, Syngnathiformes, Syngnathidae. The coding region runs from base 1 to 558 and encodes 185 amino acids. The record is from RefSeq and is a predicted model, not a curated record. The transcript has 8 exons. Gene Ontology annotation, molecular function: dipeptidase activity.